AUGGCAAGCAUAAAGCCCUUCCGGUUUCUGGCCGCCCCUACGCGGCAAGCAAUUGCGUCUGCACCUCGGCGCACGCUCCCUGCUCUCCAAGUCCGCCACCACUCAUCUAAGCAUCCCAAGGGCUUCGAGCCGCCUUCGACAGCUGAUUUAUCAGAACUGCGUGCGAGCGUGCAGGAGUUUGCGCGCCGUGAGAUCACAGAGGAAGUCGCCGCGCGCACGGACAAGACAAAUGCAUUCCCCAAUGAGAUGUGGCCCAAGUUGGGCGAGGCUGGUUUCCUCGGCAUGACGGCCGACGAGGACUAUGGCGGCCUGGCCAUGGGAUACCAAGCGCACUGCGUGGUGCUGGAGGAGAUUUCCCGGGCCAGCGGAUCGAUUGGUCUGAGCUAUGCGGCACAUUCACAGCUCUGCGUCAACCAGCUUCAGUUGAACGGGACCACCGAGCAGAAGGGAAAAUAUCUCCCGGGCCUCAUUGCAGGUACAAGCAUCGGUGCGUUGGCCAUGUCUGAGUCGGGUGCGGGCAGUGAUGUUGUGAGUAUGCGCACCACGGCCAAGAAGGUCGAUGGCGGAUACCUCCUCAACGGCACAAAGAUGUGGAUUACGAAUGGUCCCGAUGCGCAUAUCAUAGUGGUUUAUGCAAAGACAGAACCCGAGAAGGGGUCCAAGGGUAUGACGGCGUUUAUACUAGAGACAGAAUCCAAAGGCUUCAGUUGUGCAAGGAAGCUGGAUAAGAUGGGUAUGCGCGGAAGCAACACAGGCGAGCUUGUAUUCGAAGAUGUAUUUGUUCCUGAGGAGAAUGUGCUGGGCAAGAUCAAUGGUGGCACUCGGGUAUUGAUGGAAGGUCUUGACCUUGAGCGAUUAGUCCUCAGUGCUGGGCCACUAGGUCUCAUGCAAGCCGCUCUGGAUAUUGCUCUGCCAUUCACACAUCAAAGAAAGCAAUUUGGUCAGCCAAUUGCGCACAACCAAUUUGUCCAAGGCAAACUGGCAGAUAUGUACACGAAGCUGCAAGCAUCAAAAGCCUACACGUACAGCACGGCCAAAGCUGUAGAUGAGGAGGGUUUCAUCAAGACGCAGGAUUGCGCCGGCGCCAUUCUCUACGCGGCAGAAAGAGCGACUGAGUGCAGUUUGGAUGCUAUCCAAGUUCUUGGUGGUAUGGGCUACACGGAAGAAAUGCCGGCCUCAAGGAUACUGAGAGAUGCAAAACUGUAUGAGAUUGGCGCAGGGACGUCAGAGAUCAGAAGGAUGGUCAUCGGCAGGGCUUUUAACAAAGAGUAUAAAGAUGCGUGA
Truncatella angustata is the source of this 1284-nucleotide messenger RNA. RefSeq names its product acyl-CoA dehydrogenase/oxidase. The record is from RefSeq and is a predicted model, not a curated record. The coding region runs from base 1 to 1284 and encodes 427 amino acids. Gene Ontology annotation, molecular function: 3-methylbutanoyl-CoA dehydrogenase activity; flavin adenine dinucleotide binding. NCBI's taxonomy places the organism in Eukaryota, Fungi, Ascomycota, Sordariomycetes, Amphisphaeriales, Sporocadaceae. The transcript is spliced from 2 exons. Gene Ontology annotation, biological process: L-leucine catabolic process.